Halteromyces radiatus is the source of this 684-nucleotide messenger RNA. RefSeq lists its product as uncharacterized. Bases 1 to 684 code for a protein of 227 amino acids. The record is from RefSeq and is a predicted model, not a curated record. The transcript is spliced from 3 exons. NCBI's taxonomy places the organism in Eukaryota, Fungi, Mucoromycota, Mucoromycetes, Mucorales, Cunninghamellaceae.
AUGACUUCUUGGGCAACCCAUUACUUUCCUUCUUCACAUGACGUUAAUCGUCGAUCGACUGCAGCUGCAACAACAAGAACAACAACUACAAGAACAACGUGGUCUGAAGGACCUCGACUAGUACGACAAAAUGCUUUUAUAUUGGAUCCUACCGAACCAUAUACAUUUGAUUCCUUACCUCCUACAUCCGAACAAUCCUCUAUUUCGUCACUCUCAUCUUUUGCUUCUACCUUAUCAAGUGCUGUUUCCGAAGAAGAACAAGAAGAAUAUCAACAACAACAACAAAAGCAUAGUUUCAAAAUAGUCCAGAAACGACGACCAAGUAAUAGAUCACCUAUACCACAGAAUACUGGUGAUUAUGACGAACCUUUUCUUCCUGCAAGAUUAUCAUCUAGAUCAUUUUCUUUACAAUCUUGGUUAGAAUACAUUCGAUCUAUCUUAAGGACCAUACUAUUGAUGAUGAUGAUUUAUUUGGGAUAUCAAAUCUUUGCUUGUACAGAAUUACAGCCAAUGCCAACCGAACGACUUUAUGCUGUUGAUCCUGGAGCUCCAACUCAUGUUUGGAUACCAGUAUUUCAAUGGACUUGUUGGAGACAUACUUGGAUGGGAAGAUACCCUAGUGUUACUUUAUGGAUCACUGGUACAAUUAUUGGACUUUACUGGAUGCAUUGGAAACGACGAUGA